AGCGUCACUCGCGGGGCUCUGCUUCUGCACGGGAGGGUUUGAACAUGUCGCGUCUGAGAGGAGGAGCGGAGCGGGAUUCCCGAGCGGGUUUCCGAGCUGAAAGGAGAGACUGCGGUGCCUCAGUACCCCAGGGGCUGUUAAAGGCGGCGAGGAAGAGCGGCCAGUUAAACCUGUCGGGUCGGAACCUCAGCGAAGUGCCUCAGUGUGUCUGGCGAAUAAAUGUGGAUGUCCCUGAGGAAGCUAGUCAGAAUCUUUCAUUCAGUGCUACUGAGCGAUGGUGGGAGCAGACGGAUUUGACCAAAUUAAUCAUAUCCAACAAUAAACUUCAGUCACUUACAGAUGACCUCCGACUACUGCCUGCACUCACUGUUCUUGAUAUACAUGACAAUCAGCUGACAUCCCUUCCUUCUGCUAUAAGAGAAUUAGAAAAUCUUCAGAAACUUAAUGUCAGCCAUAACAAACUGAAAAUAGUCCCUGAAGAAAUUACAAAUCUGAGAAACCUGAAGGGCCUGUAUCUCCAGCAUAAUGAACUGACUUGCAUACCGGAGGGAUUUGAAAAACUUUUCAAUUUAGAAGAUAUGGAUCUUUCAAAUAAUUGCCUUACAACCGUUCCUGCUAGUUUUUCUUCUCUAUCCAGUCUGGUGCGACUCAAUCUCUCCUGUAAUCAACUGAAGAAUUUGCCAGCAGAAAUAAGUGGAAUGAAAAGAUUAAAGCAUUUGGAUUGUAAUUCAAAUCUCUUGGAAACUAUACCUUCUAACUUGGCUGGCAUGGAAUCACUAGAAUUGCUUUAUCUGCGGAGGAAUAAAUUACGUUUUCUACCAGAAUUUCCUUCUUGUAAAUUAUUAAAGGAAUUACAUUUAGGCGAAAACCAAAUUGAAAUGUUAGGGGCAGAACAUCUUAAGCAUCUGAAUUCUAUCCUUGUGCUAGACCUGCGGGAUAACAAGUUAAAAUCUGUUCCAGAUGAAAUUACGCUGCUACAAUCAUUGGAAAGGCUUGACCUAAGCAACAAUGAUAUUAGUAGUCUACCCUAUUCAUUGGGAAGACUUCAUUUGAAAUACCUGGCACUAGAAGGAAAUCCUAUGAGAACCAUUCGAAGAGAAAUUAUAAAUAAAGGAACCCAAGAAGUCUUAAAAUAUUUACGAAGCAAGAUUAAAGAUGAUGAACCUAGCCAAAGUGAUUCUGUUAUUGAGACUGCCAUGACACUACCAAGUGAAUCUAAAGUGAAUGUACACUCCAUAACUACAUUAAAAAUAUUGGACUAUAGUGAUAAACAGACAACCUUGAUUCCUGAUGAAGUGUUCGAUGCAGUAAAAAGCAACAUGAUCACUUCUAUUAACUUCAGUAAGAAUCAGCUAUGUGAAAUUCCACAAAGGAUUGUAGAACUGAAGGAAAUGGUUUCUGAUGUCAACCUCAGUUUUAAUAAGCUUUCCUUUAUGUCCUUAGAAUUAUGUAUGCUUCAGAAAUUAACUUUUUUAGAUCUCAGAAACAAUUUUUUAAAUUCUUUGCCUGAAGAAAUGGAAUCGUUGGUAAGACUACAGACAAUCAAUCUUUCCUUUAAUAGGUUUAAAAUACUACCUGAAGUACUGUAUCGCAUCCCCACACUUGAAACAAUUUUGAUUAGUAACAAUCAGGUUGGAUCUGUGGACCCUGUGAAAUUGAAGACUAUGGAAAAUCUGAUCACAUUGGACCUUCAAAAUAAUGACCUCCUACAAAUUCCACCAGAGCUUGGUAAUUGUGUGAACUUGAGAACAUUACUGCUAGAUGGGAAUCCAUUCCGCGUCCCUCGAGCCGCCAUAUUAAUGAAAGGAACAGCUGCUAUUCUGGAAUAUUUGAGAGAUCGAAUUCCUACUUAAAUUGGAGUUGUUUUAUAUUUUUGACCAUGUUAAUU
This is a messenger RNA of Molossus molossus (Pallas's mastiff bat), 1888 nucleotides long. It is a transcript of the gene LRRC40, whose product is annotated as leucine rich repeat containing 40. Lineage: Eukaryota; Metazoa; Chordata; Mammalia; Chiroptera; Molossidae. The transcript is spliced from 15 exons. The coding region runs from base 45 to 1853 and encodes 602 amino acids. Gene Ontology annotation, molecular function: protein binding. The record is from RefSeq and is a predicted model, not a curated record.